Strongylocentrotus purpuratus (purple sea urchin) is the source of this 4590-nucleotide messenger RNA. RefSeq names its product cell surface protein p160 (gene p160). NCBI's taxonomy places the organism in Eukaryota, Metazoa, Echinodermata, Echinoidea, Camarodonta, Strongylocentrotidae. The record is from RefSeq and is marked provisional.
AUGAAGUAAAUUAUGUUAGAACACUCUCCCAAUUGCUCCACAACCUGAUACCUGAGUAAAAAUUGUCAUCUUUCUACAUAGAAAAUACGUAAAAACAUGAUGAUUUAAAGUUUAUUAUCAUCAACUGACCAUCGUUUUUCUGUUUUAUGCCACUUUGAAAAUGUUGUGCAUCAACGUCUUGCUGUAUUUAGCUGUGUGUUUUUCGGCACCCAGCAAAAGUUCGACGACGGCGAUCAGAAAUGGCACCUUCACUAUCGGGAAGGAACCCGCCCAACAGGGGGCACCACAUCUGGAACAGGAUACUCGGAAACUUGAAGACUUGUCGCUAUUUUCUUUCUUACGCAUGGACGUUGGCGAUGACCCCCGGACUACAGCUGAUGGCACGGCAGAUGUUCAAGACUCACUAGGUCAUGCAUACCGCAUCUUUAGAAGAAGUUCAUCGAAUGGCAACCGGACGAAAGUAAUGAAGGAGCAUACCAUUAAGAAAAGGAGCGACAAUCGAAAUGUAUGUGAACAUCAUCUGGAGAGUUCAUCUGGUAUACUGUCUUCGAAUGUAAUGGCGAAAUCGUUGUUUUGCAGAUGGAACAUUUCUGCACCAGAGAACUUCAUUGUAACCAUUGUUUUGACGAUUCUACGAUUUAACGAUUCCAGCCUGGUUCUUGCCGACAGUGCCGGCGAUUCCUGUCUUCAAAACGGAACACGCAUUGUCUUUACAGAAUUCCUUCCUGAUUUUCAACUUACGCAGACGGCGUUGUGUGAAGUAAAUUCUGCACAGACUACAGCAUUGACAUUCACAACCCUUAGCAACAGAGUUUCCAUAACUGUAUAUACUCGACGAGAUUCCCAGAUCGUGUGGGCACUCAUGUACCAGGCCAUCGACGAAUCUUCAUUCGUAGAGCUGGAUCAAGAUGACGUCUAUGACGUCGGCAGUGGAGGAGAUUUUGCAGAACUUUUAACCAUGAGCUAUGACAUGGGCGCUGACCAGUGCUUUGAACUCUACGGAAUGACCAUAAGUCCCAUGAACAGAUCAUUUGGCAAUAGUGAAAACUGUUCACUGACGUUUAUGCCUGAUCUGAAUGAAGAACUGAUGUUAUCAUUUCUCAACAUUGGUCUUUCUAAUCCUGCUGUUAGUAAUUGUAGCUCUGACAUUGCAUUCCUCACUAUCCGUACAUGGGCGCCAGAUGGAAACGUCAAUGAGACCUUUCUCUGCUCGAUUCCUUCAAUGGGAGCUCAGUUCAUAUCUCCUGUUCGCAUAGAGCUGCAUUACAAUCCUUCUGCAAUCACUGGCCGAGAUUUCAAAGCAGAGAUAAGUAUUGCUAUGCCUGAUUUUGAUAUGGGUAGAGCUGAAUUAUCGAGCAUGUUGAUAAAGAACACACUGGUGUACUCCCUAACAGGUGAACGUGGAAACUUUUCUACUUUGGGUUACCCGAAUCCUUUUCCAAAUAUUCGCAUGAUAUGGGAGAUCAUUGUUGGAAAGGGGAAGGCAAUUAACCUUGAGUUCGUCGAUAUUGAUCUAGGGUACACGCCCCCUUCCAUCUGCAAUGAAACCACGCCCAUUCUGUUCAUCAUCUCUUCACCAACCCAGGGCAGGGAACAGAUAUAUUGCGGUUCUUUACCGCCACGGAACAUAAUAUCGACAGGCGGCAGGAUGAUUUUAAUGUUCGACCCCAAGGCAGGUAAAGUUGGAAGUGGAAUACAUGCAGUUUACUCAUCAUUUGAUCUUGAGAAAGAUACAUUUCGAGGAAACCUGGAUAUAGAUGAUGCUUGGAGUCCUUCACCAGAGUUCCCCAUCCUGCCUUCAAUGUUAGCUGAUGUUGUGAGAGUCUUUGCAAAUUGUGAAUUAUUAUUCAUGAAUGCCACUGACAAUUUCACGAUGGUCAAUAAUUAUUCCAUUGAUACCACCGUCGACAAUACUAUCUGCUGGCAAAUAUUGUUAAGCCCAUCGAAUUUCAUAAAAAGCAUCUUCACAAACAUUUCGCUCUUCGAUUCGCUUGAUGAAGAUAAUGGAAGUACAAUGAAGGCUACCUACACAACAUUGUUAAGCACACCAUUUUCUGACGACGGUGAACAUUUUCGAAGGGACGUUGACAAUGGCGAGGCUGUCACUCUUUCUCCAGAACCAACCGCCUCAUCCAAACAGUCGACUGAUGUUAUAGUAAUCCCUGACGAAUGUGCAUACAUAUUCACAGAGGACUCUGGAACAUUUUCUACAUUUCUUUUUCCCGAUGAUUAUCCAGCCAACUACACCUCCUGCUGGUAUAUAUCGACGGAUCCGUCUCGCUUCAUAAUGCUCCGAUUUCAAAACUUUUCACUUGAUUCUGCCCAGAUAGAUCCGUGUGAUAAAGCGUAUUCCUUUGUAACUGUCAGUGACUUCGUUUCAGACGAAGUACUCCUCUGCGGGACUCUUGAAAACCAGGUUGUUAAAUCUUCAAGCAAUAGCCUAAGGAUAGGUAUCGAUGGAAGAUUAGGACAAGGACAGGGAUUUUAUGCCCUGUUUGAAACAUUCAAAAUACCUCGAUUUCGAUCUCAUGUUGUUACAGGCGACACUGGCAGUUGCAAUGGCACAGAACACCUAGAGAGCCUCACUAUUUCCGGGACUGUUCGACUGCCUGCCCUCAUGAGCAAAUGCACUGUAGACGGAAUCUGGUUGGAGUGGUUCACCGAAUCUGAAAAAGAGAGUGGAUGGAUUGCAUCAUCAAUGUUUCCUGGACGAUAUCCAGCAGGUUCACACUGCCUCUGGGUUGUACGUGGAGAGGAAAAUGUGGCUUUUAACUUAGAUUUCUUUGAUUUUGACCUUGGUGAGGCACCCGGGACAUACCCGCCUUGUAGUGACGCCGAUACGUUCAUUCGGAUCCUUGAUUGUGUUUCAGGAGAUGAGCAGAUUUUAUGCGGUGUCAGAACUGAAAAUGAUCAUUUGCUGAUACAGUCAAACUCAGUCGAAAUAGAGUUUUACAGUCGAAAUGGACAGGGCAGAGGCUUCCAGGCUUUCUAUAGCCUUCAAAAAUCCACUGUGGAUGGUCAACAGUUCAAAGCUCUACCCGGAGGUCUGACUCCUGUUCCAUCUUUUACAGGAAGACUAGUCAUGACUACCCAAGAAUCACCACCUUCACAGUUGAUAAUGUCCACACUGCCGCCAGAAAUCGACGUAGUAUCGAUGGAGCCUGAUGUCUGUGGAGGUAUGGGUUCUGAUGCGUGUGGUGGCAGUUUACAGUCUGAAUUCGGUUACUUUUCAUCUGCAUUCUAUCCGCAAGAGCUGCAAACUAGAACUAAUUGUAUUUGGACGAUUGAAUCUUCUCUUCCUGAUCACCAAAUAGCAUUGAAAAUAUUGGACAUUGAUUUGGGUGUACCGGUGAUCAAUGGCGAAUGUGAUGCUGUUUAUGGAUACAUCAGGGUUGAAAUUUCUGGAUAUUCCGCGUUCAUCUGCAACAAUCGAGGACAAAACCUGUUUGUAUCCGAGGCAGGUUUAAUCACAGUCGAAUUUUCCCCGGAAUACAGUGUUGGACGGGGAUUCUGUGCAGCGUUCAUGUCCAUUGAUUCUAUGUUCAAUGGCAGUGUUGAUGAUCUUCAGUUCCCAUGUUUGUGCGGAAACCUAUAUACCAACAUUUCGUGGAUCACACCUUCCCCAGAACCUACUGAACCCGCAAGGUGCGAGUUUAUUAUCGGGGAGGGGUCAGGUACAUUGCCUUUGGACAGUUUUCCGAUUCCGUAUCCACCUAACUUCGAAUGUGUGUGGACUUUGCUAGCAAAUCCAGACGAGCAUGUGAAUCUUCGGUUUCUGUCUAUGGAUCUGGAUGGAGUGAGGAUGAGCAGGAGAAGGACAUGUCUCCUGUCCGAUACACAUGUUCAGAUAACACUCUUCAAAGAAACCAAAGUUUUAAACAAGCGGUUUUGUUCUGGUGACGAUUGGUCUGUGAAUAUACCAUCAUCACGCGACGUGACCAUUAAGUUUACAUCUGGAGACAUCCCAGAUCAUAAUAAAACAGGAUUCCGUAUGGCAUAUAAUUUCACUCGUACGUUAUCAUCAUCAUCGGAAGUGUUCCGUCAAGACUUAGCAGAGAACACGUCGGUGAGUGAAUCCUCAUCAGAGGACGACUUUGGGUUUAGGGUCUUCGAUGACAUCAGCUAUUCGUCACUCACUUCAGAUGCGGAUGAAGGAGUGGUGGUCGAAUCCGGGAGAAGAACGACAGAAGGUGACAGAACGAGGCUGACAUGGCCAGUCGAGGUAGAAACUGAAAUUCCAGACCCAGGAUUAUUUUCUGACUUCGCAACAGAGCUUUCAGAUGUUUAUGGCACGGAGUUACCAGAAGAACCGAAGACUAUCGUUGAUGAUACAGCUAUUGCGGCAGAUAUCAUGACACCGAUAUCGCAGACUAAAAGGCCGCGUAGGACAUAUUCCUUAGAUGAGCUUCCAACAGGAAUCUCAACAUUACCGACAUCUGAAGAAAUCCCAGGCAGAGGUCAAAUGACUGCCAGAGAGAUGGAGCUGACGAUCUACAUCUGUACGGCAUUAGCUGCUAUCCUCGUCGUUGUACUCAUUUUGGUUACUUUAUAUUGCGCAAAGAAUAGGUACAAAUAAGACAAUUGUAAUUG